Messenger RNA from Melanaphis sacchari, 2160 nucleotides. RefSeq names its product chitooligosaccharidolytic beta-N-acetylglucosaminidase-like. Lineage: Eukaryota; Metazoa; Arthropoda; Insecta; Hemiptera; Aphididae. Gene Ontology annotation, molecular function: beta-N-acetylhexosaminidase activity. Gene Ontology annotation, biological process: ganglioside catabolic process; carbohydrate metabolic process; glycosaminoglycan metabolic process. The coding region runs from base 120 to 1943 and encodes 607 amino acids. Gene Ontology annotation, cellular component: membrane. The record is from RefSeq and is a predicted model, not a curated record. The transcript is spliced from 10 exons.
AUUCAAUCGUACUUUGAAACCAAUGACGGAAAGAAGUUAAUAAUACAGUGGGUAUAUACGAGUUCAUAUAGUAUAAUAUAUUCAAGAAAUAGUACGUGUAAGCCACACAAAGUAAAACUAUGGCGGCAUCCAUUCUGAUAGCCGGCAUAAUGUUGCUGUAUUUUAUUGUGAUCAUGCUACAAAAUGCUCACGUCGCAGCAGAUGAUAGCGGUACCACCGACCAGUUUUACUUCGUUAAAUCAUUUAAAUGUAUCAACAAUACAUGUGUCGUCAAAAAAUUGUCUUCAGUAGAAAAAGAGAACAGUGAAAUCGAUGGAUCUAUAGACGUUUGCCGUUUAACCUGUGGACGCUAUGGAUCACUUUGGCCCAAACCAACAGUCAAUACUAUAAUAAGAAAAUCUGUAGUCGAAUUUGGUCUUGAUAAUGUUAAAUUUGAUACAUCGAAGAUGGCUGACCAAUUAAGCAAAGAAUACAUGUCUGAAGCGUCUCAAGUUUUUAUAUCGUCAUUGAAAAAACUAUGCGUCCCAAAUUGUGUUUCCUAUGCAACUACUCCAAUUAUAUAUAUAUCUACAAGCGACCCAUUUGAUUAUAUCAAAUUGAUAACAAACGAAAGUUAUAAUUUGAAAAUAAAUACCGAUGGAGAUAGUAUACUUGUCAAUAUCGAAGCAAAGACCGUGUACGGAGCGAGAAAUGGAUUGGAAACUUUAAGACAACUUGUUGCUGCAUAUGGUUCUAGAGUACAUGGAAAAAAAUUGGUGAUGGCCAGCGAUGUUCAAAUAAGUGAUCGACCUAUAUACGCAUACCGUGGUUUUAUGCUGGAUACCGCCAGGCAUUAUUUCCCAAUAUCAACUAUUAAGCGACACAUCGAUGGUAUGGCUCAUUCCAAGCUAAAUGUAUUUCAUUGGCACGCCACCGAUUCUCAAAGUUUCCCGUUGGACUUACCUAAUGCACCAUUAAUGUCGAAAUAUGGUGCUUAUAGUCCCGACGAAAAGUAUACAUUCAAAGAAAUUAAAGAUCUUCUCAGAUAUGCAUUAGUCAGAGGAGUAAGAAUUAUUAUUGAGAUCGAUUCUCCGGCACACGCGGGUAAUGGUUGGCAAUGGGGUAAAGCCUCAGGUUAUGGCGACCUAGCUGUUUGUGUGGACAAAGAUCCUUGGAAAAAAUACUGUGUACAACCACCAUGUGGACAGCUCAAUCCAAUCAAUACUAACACAUAUAAAUGGUUGGGAAAAAUUUAUAAAGACUUGAUCAAUGUACUGCCAAAAGGAGAAGCGUUCCAUAUGGGUGGUGAUGAGGUUGCACUAAAUUGCUGGAAUACUACUACUGAAAUCAUUGAUUGGAUGAAAAAGAACAACCGAAGCUUAGACGAAGAAGGAUAUUUUGAUUUGUGGUCUCAAUUCCAUGCUUAUUCGUUAAAUGAAUACGAUAAAGAAGCUGGAAAUGAUAAAUCCGAUAUAAUCGUUUGGUCUAGUGGGUUAACUGAACCUAAAAUCAUAGAAAAGUAUCUCGACAAAAAAAGGUUUACUGUUGAAGUUUGGGAAGGAUCAAAUAUUCCAAUAGAACUUGUUAAAUUAGGUUAUAAAGUUAUAAUCGCUUUAAACGACGUUUACUAUUUGGAUCACGGUUUUUGGGGUUCUACUAACUAUCAUAAUUGGAAACUGAUUUACAACAAUGAAAUACCAAAAGUUGAUAAUCCAAAUCUUAUAUUAGGCGCAGAAACAUGUAUGUGGUCUGAAUAUGUCGAUGAUAAUGCUGUUGAUUCUAAAGUAUGGCCACGAGCUGCAGCUUUAGCUGAGCGACUGUGGUCAAACCCAAUAACAAACGCUUCGUCUGCUGAAUAUAGAUUUUUACAACAUCAUAAAAGACUGGUAACACUAGGUCUUAAAGCAGAUACAGUGACACCAGAAUGGUGUUACAUCCACGAAGGAGAGUGUGUUUUAGAAUAAUAAAAAAUUUGUGUUUUUUCAACAAAAAAAAGUUCAAAGCAAAUCAUUGGCAACCCGAUUUACAUAUCGUUUCGGCGUCGCAUGAUCUUGUAAGUGUGUAUGGCGUAAACGAUUAUAAGUGUGAGAAUAAGAGAAUCUUCUCCACUCUCCUUGUACCAAUAGAUAUAUGUACGUUAUUAAAUAUAAAAUUGUCAAUAAAAUAAACUCAAAAAAUUCA